Messenger RNA from Neomonachus schauinslandi (Hawaiian monk seal), 405 nucleotides. Its product is annotated as 60S ribosomal protein L32-like. Gene Ontology annotation, molecular function: structural constituent of ribosome. Bases 1 to 405 code for a protein of 134 amino acids. The record is from RefSeq and is a predicted model, not a curated record. The transcript has a single exon. Lineage: Eukaryota; Metazoa; Chordata; Mammalia; Carnivora; Phocidae. Gene Ontology annotation, cellular component: cytosolic large ribosomal subunit; ribosome. Gene Ontology annotation, biological process: translation.
AUGGCCACCCUCGGAUCUCUGGUGAAGCCCAAGGUCAUUAAAAAGAGGACCAAGAAAUUCAUCCGGCACCAGUCAGACAGAUAUGUCAAAAUUAAGCGUGACUGGCAGAAACCCAGAAGCACUGGCAAUAGGGAGCACAGAAGAUUCAAGGGCCAGAUCUUGACUCCUAACAUUUGUUACGGGAACAACCAGAAAACAAAGCACAUGGUGCCCAGUGGCUUCCGGAAGUUCCUCGUUCACAGUGUCAAGGAGCUGGAAGUGCUGCUGACGUGCAACAACUCUCACUGUGCAGAGAUUGCUCAGAGUGUCUCCUCCAAGAACCACAAAGCCGUUGUGGAAAGAGCAGCUCAGCUGGCCAUCAAGAGUCACCAAUUCCAAUGCCAGGCUGUGCGGCGAAGAAAAUGA